CACCUCCAAUCCUCCCCCUUCCUCUGUACCUCCCCCUCUCUCCCACAACCCUCCUCCCCUGUCUCUUCCUCCCCCUCUCUCCCCUACUCCAGUGUCUCCUGCUCCUCUGCUUUCUCCGCAGCCGACUGUCUCCUCUGAUCUUACUCCCUCCUUAACUCCUCUUCCCGCUCCAUUGUUGCCAGCAAUCCCAUCCUCCUCCUCCUCCACCUCAUCUCCUCCUCCUCCUCCUGUUAUCCCACCAUCACCUCAAACUCCUUCAUUGCUGAGUCUUAUUGAUCGGAUGGUUGGGAGCGUCUCCGUAUGGCAGCCAAAAGGACUCAGCCAGGACCAAACCACAAGUAUAAUGGAGAAAGAGAUGGCUGGGGCGUUCCUGGUUCACGGCACAGAGGACAAGGCCACGAAGCUGUCAGUACGGCUGCCUGAUGAACAGGGGGCGCCGUCCGUACGUGACCUGAUGGUCAAACAACACAAGACAUUUUUCCACUUAGAUGGUUCCUCUCUGGUGUUUGAUGACAUCUUCAAAUUGAUCUCGUUCUACAGUGUCAGCAGGGACAUUCUCGCCAUCCCACUGAGGUUACCCCGCGCUAUUACCACGGCAACUAAGAGAGAGGAGCUGGAGGUCAUCUCUGCUAUGGGUGCAGAUUUCUGGACGUCCGAUCUGAACCAGCAGGCGAAGGACCAGGACCGGGCUUUGGAUCAGAACCAAAACAGACUGUACAUGUAUGUCAACCCAGUCACUGUGGAGCAGAGCGCCGACAAACACCUGAACCAACCUUCUAUCUCCAAACUUGAUAACGUCACCCCUCCGAACCUUACCUCUGCCCUGCAGAAUGGAGAAGUCCCACAGAAGAUCAGCACAGAAGUCAAAGGUCACGCCAAAACCCCGCCCACCCAGGACAUUAAAUACAAGCGCCCCCCACCCCGACCUCCGAGCCUGGGCUCAGGAUCUGGGAUGGGCCUCCUCUUCUCCUCUCCUCCCUCGCCUCAAAAUUUACCUACAGCAGCUGAGAGAAAAGAGGAAGGAAGGGGAGGUGCAGGGGAGAGAGAAGAGAGGAAGUCAAUGUCAACAUCACUCACUCCAUCGAGGCCUCCUGUCCCCCUGCAGAGCCGAACUGCUCCCCCGCUGCCUCCAGCUCCCCUCCGUCGCACCUCAUCCAGGAGAAGCACUGACCGAGAGGUGGGAGAGGGGACGGAGAGAGAGAAGGGACAAAAUCCUGCAAAGAGAACUGAGAGAGGGGGAGGAGAGAGAGGCGAGGAGAAAACAGGAAGUAAAUCAGGUCAGCUGGAUGAAGGGGUUGAACAAGAGAACAGCAGCCAGCCUCAAGAGAGUGAGGUAAAAAAGGACAGCGAAAAGACAGAGAGAGAGGUCGAGAAGGAGGAAAAAGAGGUGAAAAUGGAUAAAGAGGAGGAUAAACAAAAUUCCAGCUCCCACUGUGCGCCAUUAGCGAAGAAACCGUCCCGUCCAGUCCCUCCGCCGAGGAAGAAACAAUGUUCCCCAGACUCACCUGUGAGCCCCAACCAGGCAGGAGGAGGACUAGCCAAUCAGACUGCUGGGAUGAGAGGGCCCCCUCCCUCCCCGGCGAGGCGUCCAGAUGUGUCUCUGUACUCGCCGCAGGGGGGUAAUGUACUGGUGACCGAUCCCGACUCCUGCUCUACCAGCAGCACAGAGGAAGAAGGAGAGCCGAACCAGGAACUGGAGCAAAACGCCAAUCGCCCUGCAGAGAGCCGCAGCCCCAAGGCAGCAGUGAGGAGAACCCCCACCACCGUUAUGUUGGACCGAGCCCGCUACCGCCUGUCCACCGUCAUCACCGGCCUCAUCAGCCACGAGCGCCGCCUCACACAGCGCAUCGUGGAGCUGGCCAGGGACCCUCUGAGCUACUUUGGGAACCUGGUAAAAGAGCACCGGGCAUUCACCUUGGAGACCAUGUCGAAGCACUCCACCUCCACGGAGCUGUUACAGGAGAUCAGGCAGAUGAUCACCCAGCUGAAGAGUUACCUGCUGCAGAGCACGGAGCUGCAAGCUAUGCUGGAGCCACAGCAUCAGUACACACAAGACAAAAUGGAGAACAUAGUAGAAGCUGCUCUGUGUAAGAGUGUACUGAAGCCACUGAGGGAGCCAAUAUACCAGAGUCUGGAGAAGCUGCACACCAACGACGGCAGCCUGAAACAGCUGGCCCAGAACCAGUCUGGCGUCCUGGGCAGCACCACCACGGCGUUGGGGGUAACCACUGCCGUCCCCGAGGCCUCUGCUAUGGAGAAGAUCAGCAUCAAACUGAACAACCUACAUCUGGAGUAUUCUCCCCAGAAAAAGAUCGAGCUCAUGCUGAAGGCCUGCAAGCUCAUCUACGACUCCAUGUCUGUCAGCAGUCCAGGGCGGGCCCAUGGCGCUGAUGACUUCCUGCCUGUAAUGAUGUAUGUCCUGGCUAGAUCCAAUCUGUCCGCUCUGCAGCUGGACGUUGAAUACAUGAUGGAGUUGAUGGACCCAUCGUUGGCACUAGGAGAAGGUUCCUAUUAUCUGACCACCACCUACGGCGCUCUGGAGCACAUCAAGACUUUUGACCAGCAGAGGUCAGCAACACGGCAGCUCAGCAGAGAGGUCCAGGACUCCAUCCACCGCUGGGAGAGACGACGCACGCUCAACCAGGAACGCAUGUCCCAAGGAUCUGUGCGGGACUUUCUGACAGUGUGUUGUCCAGAGAUUGGAGCCAGUCCAAAAACUCUGGGUGUCCUCCCCACCACCACGAUGCAGCAGCUAGCUGAGCAGUGUGCGGCACGCUUUGAACAAGACUCCUAUAUGCUCAGUGUGUAUAUGGAUGGUGUUCACCAGACGCUGGCUCCCACAGAGCUGGCCCUCAGUGUGAAGAACGGUUCCCAACCCGGAGCCUACUGCUUCAUCUAUCACCCUAUCGACCAACCCGUCGAGCAGCAGCCCCAGCCCGGACGCAGCUGCCCCAAUGACCCUCCUCCAGCUCCCCCUGCAGAGAGCUUUUUUCCGGCCGACUUUGCAGCUGGUGACGCUGUGGAGCCAGAGGCGGAGGAGGAGGAGGAGGAGGAGAGUCUGAUUAGCUUGUAGCCGCUCCAGCAUCACAGUGGCAGCUGCUGUAUUGCUACGGUAACUACAGUGUGGCGACGGCAUUAGUAUGGACAGCGUUGUUAUCUCAGGUCUCACUUGAAAUGUUGAUCUAAGUGAACUGAAAUGAUUUUUUCGUGCAUCACCAAACAGAGCAGCAGCUGACUAAAAUGACACAAAGACCAAAGAGAUAAAUGACUGAUUUUGUAUCUUAACAUGGGGUCUGGAACCCCAGGGACUGCAGGAGGAAAUUAUUUUAUAGAAUGUAAAAAUGCAUGUUAUUCUAACAUGCGCAUAUAUGAUCAUGUUUAUACUGUUUAUACUCUAUGAUACUCGAUGCUACUCUCUAUUACGCUCAAGACUGUCUACAGAGGUAGACUACGUUACUGAUUAUUGGCUGAGAAAUUGGUUCUGUUAUUUCUGUUGUGGGGGGGGGGGUUACAGUAGCAACUUUAUGUACAAAAACUUUGAAUUGCAUUCCAAAAUAUCCAAAAGGCAUUAUGAAGUUUCAUUCCACAUGUGUCUGUAUACUAAUACGGAGUAAAUUGUAAAUAAAUUGGCUUUUACAAUUUGCCAAUGCUGUUUCUUGU
Molecule: messenger RNA, 3660 nt
Organism: Anoplopoma fimbria (sablefish)
Lineage: Eukaryota; Metazoa; Chordata; Actinopteri; Perciformes; Anoplopomatidae
Gene: rin3
Product: Ras and Rab interactor 3
Biological process (GO): vesicle-mediated transport
Cellular component (GO): cytosol; endocytic vesicle
Molecular function (GO): guanyl-nucleotide exchange factor activity; small GTPase binding
Source: RefSeq, a predicted model, not a curated record